Silurus meridionalis is the source of this 2542-nucleotide messenger RNA. It is a transcript of the gene crppa, whose product is annotated as CDP-L-ribitol pyrophosphorylase A. The record is from RefSeq and is a predicted model, not a curated record. The coding region runs from base 937 to 2157 and encodes 406 amino acids. Lineage: Eukaryota; Metazoa; Chordata; Actinopteri; Siluriformes; Siluridae. The transcript has 10 exons. Gene Ontology annotation, molecular function: D-ribitol-5-phosphate cytidylyltransferase activity. Gene Ontology annotation, cellular component: cytosol. Gene Ontology annotation, biological process: isoprenoid biosynthetic process; protein O-linked glycosylation via mannose.
AUCCUUCUCAUAUGCUGGCUUCGUAGUUGCUCAAUAAUUCCUGAUACUUCACAAGAUUUCAGUUCAAAUUCAUUUUAUUUGUGUAGUGCUUUUAGCAAUGGACAUAGUUUCUUUACAAAGAUAAAUAGUAUAAAAGAUAUGAAUUUCUAAAUCAGUGCCUAUAAAUUGAUCCCAUAUAAGUUUAUCUCUAAUAAUUGAGCCUGUGGAAAAUGUGGCAAAGAAAAACUCCCUGGUAUGAGGAAGAAACUUUGAGAAGAUCCAAGACUCAGAACAAAACCCAUUCUCAUCUGGGUGGCACCAAAUGUCCAUUCAUUAGAGUUUCAUCAUGUCUGAGGUGUACUGUAGUGCUGUUCAUGAAAAUUGAGAUCCUUCCUCAUAGCUUUUAAGAUUCUCAUCACUACAAUAUCAUUUAUUUAUAUAAUUUAACAGGAGUCCUGGAUUUCUGGGGUGGCAAGAUGCCAAUCUGUGCCACCCACGUAGCCACGCCCCUAUAUAGUCUAAACAGGAUCGACUUCUUGACUUGACUCAAAUUCUUCUAUAUAACACAAGGAUUUGAGCAAGAAUACAGGAAAUUCUUACAAAUAAUAUAUUUCACUGAGAUGGCAUGCUGAGGAGUUUUGCUCCCCGAUGUGUGUAAGUGCAGAUACUCUGCUAAAGCGAAAGUACCGCAGGCUGAAUCCCAAAUAGCUUCCUAUAAUCUUUAUAGUGCACUAUGUAGGCUGAAGAAGCCACUAUUUCCACCCCCUCUAAAGUGAACAAGUAUAGGAAGGGAUUUAGUAUUUGGAAGUUAGUUUCUGAACCAUCAUUUCGGGUUUAGAGUCGUGAUUGCAGGCGGUAUUUGUUAGCUAGCGGACUAGCCUCGCAGCAAGGAAAGAGCACCGGCCUGGCGACCCGGGGCUUUUCCUGAAAUUUUAACCCGACCACGGCGAAGGCAGUAUGGGGCGCGACGACGUUGAUUUCCCGGUAGCUGUGGUUCUCCCGGCUGCUGGCACCGGGGAGAGGACAGGACUUCAGACCCCCAAGCAGUUCUGCACCUUCCUCACCAGACCACUCAUCAGCUUCACCAUCGAAACCUUUGAAAGAAUCCAAUGGAUCAACUACAUUGUUGUUGUAGUUGCUAAGGAGAGCCAUGACCUGAUGCUGCACAUCGUACAACAGUUUCAUCAUACAAAGGUAAAAGUGGUUGAAGGGGGAACCACGAGACAUAGAUCCAUCUUCAAUGGUCUUCAGCUGUUCAGCAAAAGUGCAGAGGGUCCCGUGAUUCCAAGACCAAAGGUGGUCAUCAUCCACGAUGCCGUACGUCCGUUCGUAGAGGAAGACUUUCUACUCAAGAUCACCCUGGCAGCCAAAGAGCAAGGGGCUUCUGGAGCUAUCCGUCCUUUGGUGUCCACGGUGAUCGCCACCACUUCUAAAGGCUUCCUGGACCACUCACUGGAGCGAACCAAGUACAAGGCCAGUGAAAUGCCCCAAGGAUUUCUGUAUGAUAUCAUCUAUCAGGCCUACCAGCGGCGGUCUGACUUUGAGUUUGGCACCGAGUGUCUGCAUUUGGCCCUGCAGUACAGCGGCACCAGUGCCAAGCUUAUUGAGGGACCACCGACACUGUGGAAAGUGACGUACAAAAGAGAUUUGGCUGCAGCAGAGUCAAUUAUUAAAGAGACUCUCUCGCUGUCAGCAUGCCUCAUCUCAGGAGUCAUGGCAGAAGCUGUCGAGCUUUCCAGCAGGCUCCAGAAAAACCUGGAAUUGCACCAUAUGGCAGUGGAUGUUAUUCCAUGCACAAAGAAAAAUAAUGAACUGCUGCGAAAGACCAGGAACUUCAUCCAGAUAGCUACCAGCAGUGCAAGUUUAUCUAAAAUUGAGGAGAUGGUGACGGUUUUUGAGGAGACACAACAUGCCCUUUUGUAUCCUGUUGUUAUUGUAUGUGUUAAUUUAUGUUUGUCAAAUGAGGCAUGGGAUAUCCAAAAAAAUGAUGAACCAGUGCCCAUCAUGGAUCUCUCGAUGAAGGCCAAAGAGAGGAAUAUUUUACUCUACUGUGUGCAGAUUAUUUACUCCAAGGUCCCUGAGCUGUGGGAGAGGUCUGUAGCAAGACUGACAGAGAUCACAGAAUACCUUAUUAGAGACAGAAACCCGGUCCUUACUGGACAGAUACUACGAGCCUGAGGCACUGGGGUCAAACACAAACACACUUAUUUGUAAUUUGUGUUAUUUUCCAGUGACAUACAUGUUAUUUUAUCUAAACAAUGAAACAAUACUACCACCCACCUGCUGCCACCUACACACGACCUCCACCUUAACCUCAGUGACCCAAAGGAAACCUCGGCACAUUUUGAUAAAAAAAUAUAUAUAAUCUCAUGGGGACGAUCCAAAUGUCCCUACCAGAGCAAACUUGUUUCGCCACAUAUGUGUUUGGUCCCAGUAAAAAAAAAUAUACAGCAUUACUUUAGGACAAAAUCCACUGUACCGUGAAGACAUGAUACAUUAUAAAACCCAGUGUUUAAACUGUUUUAUUAAAAAAAAAAUUUCAUUAAAGAAAUGUUUGUUUAAA